GCCCACGAGUCAGUCCAACAAGCAGCACCGCAUCCUUGCCCUUUUUCACCUCGACUUCCCAGGGGCAAAGGAUCCGGGACAAGCGGCUCAUCUUCCCAGGGGCAAGGAUCCCAGGCGCCGCGGCACCCUCCGGCGGCCAUGGAUCCGGGCAGAGGAGGCCCAGGACCGAGUCGAGACCCACCCCUACACGUCCGCACCCCUCCCUGGCGCCGGGGCGCGCCUUCACUGCCGUCGCCGUCGGUGGCCUUGGUGCAGGCAAGGCGUUCGACGGAAUGUCCCACGUCUCCUGAGCCUCCAGGGCCCCAGCGCGGAUCGUGGGCGGACCUCCCGGCCGACAUCCUCGGCCUCGUGGUCGGCCGCUUCCCCCGCGCCGACGACCGCGCCAGGCUGCGCUCCGCCUGCCGCGCGUGGCGCGCUGCGGCGCGCGCCCACGGGCGGCCGCCGCCGCCGCUCCCGCUGCUCGUGCUCUCCGACUUCGCCUUCUCCUGCUUCUGCGCCGACGGGGCCAUGACGGGCGCGCGGAGCAUCCCGUUGCCCUCACGGGAGAUGGCGGUGGACGUUCGCUGCGUCGGCGCCUUCCAAGGGUGGCUUGCCGGCGUGCAGCUCAAUAAAGGUCGCUACUUUGGUGACGGCCGGUGCUUCUUGAUGGACGCCUUCUCCCGGGAUGUUGUCUGGCUUCCGCCACCUUCAGUAGCCACCCAUUCCAUUGACCAGUACAGCAGAUCUCUCCCCAUCGCCAAUGGCUUCGGUGCGGUGCAUUGCACAGUUAAUGCCGCACAGUAUGUGAUGUCGUUCUGCAAGGUGGUCUUGUCCUCGUCACCCGACCCUGGCUCCAGGUGUGUUGUGGCUGCCAUCUCUGUGCACAGGAGUGCUGCUAAGCUUGCUCUGUGGCGGCCUGGGAUGACGUCGUGGUGCGUGUGCCAUGGAGGCUGCAUUAGUAAGUUCAGUGAUAUCACCUUGUACCAGGGGAAGGUAUACAUGUUCAGCAAGGUCACCUUGAACCUCUCUGUCUUUGACAUCUCCGAAGAUGACAGUGGCCUGAUGGUUUCUCGAGUCGAGCGCUGUGUGAUCAAAGUGCCUGAGGUCCAGGGUAGCUAUGGACAGAGGUGGAACAUGGUUGAGUGGCAUGGGAAGCUGUUGCUGAUUGUGACAUACCUAGGUGCAGAAGGCUGGCACAACAUUUGUAAGAUUGGGGUAUUUGAGAUGGACUUGAGCACAAACCAUUUCAGAUUAUCUGAGAUUAACAGCUUGGAUGGCGACUGCAUUUUCAUCAGCCCAUGCAGCAGCAACUCAUUCCAUGUGUGUCAGUAUGAUGGAGUCGAAGAUGAUCUUAUCUACUUCGUUGAUGGUGGGCCUGGUGGCCUCUUCCCUGCUAAAAAUGGACCCCCUUUUCAUAGAUUUGUGUACAGCAUGAGGGAUGGUACCAUGGCACCAUUUGCUACAGAAAUACCAGAUGCGAGCCUCCAGGCACUUGAUGGCAGUCUGAUGAAUCCAACAUGGCUUUUUCCUUCCGAAUGAACUGGUGCAGAUCAAAUCUAGUCCUAAUGAGUAUGAAUAGAUAAGAAGCCCGCUUAUGCUUGUUGUGAGGCGCCAGGCUGUUCUGUUUGUGACUGAGAACAUGUGUAUGCUGUUGUUUCAUGUAUGAUUCCGGUCAUGCUUGUCUGAAUUUGACGGCUUUUAGUAUUUAACUUAUAUGCGCACUUCCUUUUAAAAUUCCUUUGUAGAUUGUUAGUGGCUAUGCAUUGUUGUGUUUUAACUUGAA
This is a messenger RNA of Panicum virgatum (switchgrass), 1762 nucleotides long. RefSeq lists its product as uncharacterized. The record is from RefSeq and is a predicted model, not a curated record. The transcript has a single exon. The coding region runs from base 139 to 1518 and encodes 459 amino acids. NCBI's taxonomy places the organism in Eukaryota, Viridiplantae, Streptophyta, Magnoliopsida, Poales, Poaceae. Gene Ontology annotation, molecular function: protein binding.